This is a messenger RNA of Mesorhabditis spiculigera, 2499 nucleotides long. The record is from the annotation of a GenBank genome assembly. Lineage: Eukaryota; Metazoa; Nematoda; Chromadorea; Rhabditida; Rhabditidae.
AUGACAUUCUUUAUUUAUAUCACCUCGUUGAUCUACCUUUUCUGGAUGCCAAGUCAUGUCGAGAUAAAUUCGGUGGCCCAAUUGCUGAUGAUAUUCCGAGCUAUGCGUCCGUUACGGAUCUACACAUUGGUGCCACAUAUCCGGAGGGUUGUUGUCGAGUUGUGCAAAGGAUUCCGAGAGAUUUUGCUUGUAACGAUUUUGUUAAUCGUACUUAUGUUCAUCUUCGCGAGCUUUGGGGUACAAAUUGUUGGUGGGAAAUUGGCGGCUUGUAAUGAUCCAAAUAUUACAACUCGGGAAAACUGCACUGGUCUCUUUGAACAAAAGAUUUUUGUCACAAGAAUGGAAGUAUCUUGGUGCCGCGUGUCUGGACGAACCCACGAAACUUCAACUUUGACCAUAUUGGAAAUGCUAUGUUGGCCCCUUUUUGAGACGCUAUCGUAUAAGGGAUGGAACGUCAUUCGUGAUAUUUUAUAUUUACGACAAGGAGCGUGGGCGGUCCUUUUCAUCCAUAUCUAUGUCUUCAUCGGAUGUAUGAUUGGGUUGACGCUUUUUGUCGGUGUAGUUAUCGCAAAUUACACCGAGAAUCGGGGAACCGCUCUGCUUACCGUCGAUCAAAGAAGAUGGCACGACUUGAAAGCUCGUUUGAAAAUGGCCCAACCUCUGCAUGUUCCACCAAAACCUGCCGAAAGUGCGAGGUUACGUAUCUAUCUUUACGAAUUGACGCUGAGUCGACCGUUCAAGCAGGCCUUUGCAUUGCUGGUAGUGAUCAAUUCAUUUACUCUGGUGGUACCUUGGAAUGUGGAAGAGGAAAAGCAGAGGAGCUCCGUUCUUUUCGUUUUGACAAUCUGUGCGGCACUUUGCAAUAUAUUGUUUACAAUUGAGAUUAUCUUGAAAAAGAUAGCAUUCACACCAAGGGGUUUCUGGCAAUCAAGACGGAAUAGAAGCGACUUCUUCAUUACAGUACUCGGACUGGCUUGGAUCAUCCUCCACUUCAUCUUCCAAGUCCCAGCUCAUCUCGCCGGCGGGAAAGAUACAGAAACCGAAUGGCGUAGAUUCUCCUACACUUUUGGCUACAUCGUCGUCAUCCUGCGAUUUUUCACCAUAGCUGGCCGUAAAUCAACCCUCAAAAUGUUGAUGCAGACUGUAUUGAUGUCUAUGGUUCGAUCAAUGUUCAUUAUUGCGGCCAUGUUUCUGCUAGUGUUGUUUUAUGCCUAUACGGGUGUCAUUCUAUUUGGCAUGGUGAAAUAUGGGCAGGCUGUUAGCAAACAUGUGAAUUUCCGAUCCGGUCGUGAAGCACUAGUCGUAUUAUUCCGAAGCGUUACGGGAGAAGAUUGGAAUGAUAUUAUGCAUGAUUGUAUGCGCUCCCCUCCAUUCUGCUACUGGUCUGACGGUCUCAAUUACUGGCAGACGGACUGUGGAAACUAUUUUGGAGCCGUUUUCUACUUUUGCUCUUUCUACCUCAUCAUCACUUACAUUGUCCUCAAUUUGCUUGUCGCUAUUAUUAUGGAAAACUUUUCCCUUUUCUAUUCCUCUGAAGAAGAUGCCCUUUUGAGUUAUGCGGAUAUCCGAAAUUUCCAACAAGUCUGGAAUAUUGUUGAUACCGAACAAAAGCGGUCGAUCCCUGUCCGAAGAGUCAAAUUUUUACUGCGACUUUUGAAAGGACGAUUAGAGGUCGACCCAAACAAAGAUCGAUUGCUUUUUAAGCAUAUGUGCUUUGAGAUGGAAAGACUUCAUAAUGGUGAUGAUAUCUCAUUCCAUGAUGUUUUGAAUAUGCUUUCAUAUCGAAGUGUCGACAUUCGAAAAAGCUUGCAGCUUGAGGAAUUGGUGCAGAGAGAAGAGCUGGAAUAUAUUAUUGAAGAGGAAGUGGCCAAGCAGACAAUCCGACAUUGGCUGGAGCAUUGUUUGCGAAAGUUGAAGCAUAAGCCGAAUAAUGGUGAUACGUUAAUCCCAACCGUCGUUCCACUGCAUCGUUUAUCUUGUCUGGCUGCGAGCUUGCAGCCUCCGACUCCAAUUCAAACACUACAGGCGGCUGCCGUAAUCGCUGCUCAACACCAGUCCCAGCAAUCGAUUGAAGUGAUUGAUAAUGGCGAAACAAGUCUACUAGAAGAUGAUAGACGUGGUAGUAAACGACAAAGAAACCGUCGCCGUGGCAGUAUCCCGGAACUUGUUGGGGAAGCCAAAAAAUUCAUGCUUGACAGUCUCGCAAAACGCUUCGAAAAACCAGAACCCAAAACCACAAAAGAACGACGGGCAACAAUGAAACAGUUUCAUCUACCCACCUAUGAACUACCAGAUGUGGAAGAAACACAAGAUGAAGAGGAACGACGCCAUUCUUUGGAUGCUAAUCUAAAAUUGAGCGCCAAACCGUCGAACAGCUCGUCCACCUCUCCGAACCAUCAAUCCAACCUUGGCCCCAAAGAAUCGAUUAAUUCAAUUGACUUCAAUGCCCCGUUGGUCGAUUACAGUCCAGAUGUACUUAGCUGGUGGGACUCGCUCGAA